Molecule: messenger RNA, 589 nt
Organism: Rubroshorea leprosula
Lineage: Eukaryota; Viridiplantae; Streptophyta; Magnoliopsida; Malvales; Dipterocarpaceae
Source: the annotation of a GenBank genome assembly
GAAGGACCACCAUACUUGAAUUAAAUUCUAUUCAACAAUCAACCACCAUAUAUUUGGACUUUAGCCCUCAACUCUAUGCCACCCGUAGUGAGGGCUGAGGAGCCACUAAGUCAUUUCUCUUACUAUCUAAUGCCCAUGCUGAGGUCUCGUGUGAGUCAACACACAAACACGAAGCAUUCCAUUUCCAUCCAAUUCCUCUUUCUACUGCCCUGAAAAUUCCCAUACAUGGCUAAGUCCCCAGAAGAAGAGCAUCCUGUUAGAGCCUUUGGCUGGGCUGCCAAAGACGCGUCUGGCCAUCUCUCCCCCUUCAACUUCUCUAGAAGAGCAACUGGUGAAGAGGACGUGAGGUUUAAGGUGUUGUAUUGUGGGAUAUGUCACACAGAUCUUCAUUUCACAAGAAAUGAUUGGGGAUUCUCUGAGUACCCUAUUGUUCCAGGGUAAGACCCUUCAUUGAUACUUAUACUAUUUUUAACUUCCAUGCUCCUCACCUACACACACGAUUUUUCAUGGUAAAAUUGAUGGGAUAAAACUGAGAAAUAUAACAGAAGCUAAAUUUUCAGACUAAUUUUAAUACAAAGAGGUCGAAGUU